Cladophialophora bantiana CBS 173.52 is the source of this 1716-nucleotide messenger RNA. RefSeq lists its product as uncharacterized. Gene Ontology annotation, molecular function: NADP binding; flavin adenine dinucleotide binding; N,N-dimethylaniline monooxygenase activity. The record is from RefSeq and is a predicted model, not a curated record. The coding region runs from base 1 to 1716 and encodes 571 amino acids. Lineage: Eukaryota; Fungi; Ascomycota; Eurotiomycetes; Chaetothyriales; Herpotrichiellaceae. The transcript has 6 exons.
AUGGGCAGCAUCAGUAUCGAAAAGGAAAUGCGUGGUUCGUCGGCCGAGCGCGACUCGUACGAGAUCGAGGAAUAUCCCCUGGGUGAGGCGAAGGCACUCAAGGUGAUUUGCAUUGGAGCAGGUGCCACGGGAUUGAAUCUCAUCUACCGAACUCGAAGGCAUCUUAAGAACAUCGAUCUAACAGUCUACGAAAAGAAUCCCUCAAUAGGAGGCACGUGGUUCGAGAAUGCCUAUCCUGGUUGUGCCUGUGACAUCCCUUCCCAUAUUUAUCAAUUCUUGUGGGCACUGAACCCGGAAUGGAGCUCUUUCUACGUCACCGGACCAGAGAUCUUGAAAUACUUUAUCGAAGUGAGCCAGCGAUAUCAGCUCGACCAAAACAUCAAGACACAACACCUCGUCACACGUGCAGAGUGGUGUGAAGAGGACGGCAUCUGGAAGGUGACCAUCAUCAACCAGAUCACAGGACAAGAAAUUCAAGAUUCGUGUCAUUUCCUGGUCAAUGGGGCUGGAUUUUUGAACCACUGGCAAUGGCCUGACAUUCCGGGCAUUCAGUCGUUUAAAGGAACCCUUCUGCAUUCGGCACAUUGGGAUCAAAGUGUCCAGUUGUCCGGAAAACGGGUUGCGGUCGUGGGAAAUGGCUCUUCAGGCAUCCAGCUUGUGACCGCUUUGCAGCCGAUUGCCGAGCAUCUGACCAAUUUCAUCCGAAAUCCGACGUGGAUCUCCACGUCGUAUGCUCAAGCCUUUGCUGGUCCCAACGGAUCCAACUUCUUUUAUUCCGAACAGCAAAAAGAAGAGUUCCGCAACGAUCCCCCAAAGUCAUUACAGUAUCGCAAAGCCAUUGAGACGGACAUGAACAGCAAUUUCGCAUUUUCUCUCAGCGGCUCCCCACAACAAGCUCAAGCGGUGGAGGGGAUCACGAAAAUGAUGAAAACUCGGCUUGGUUCUCGCAGUGAAGACCUCGCGGAUAAACUCAUCCCUACUGAAUUCGGCUUUGGCUGCAGGCGACCAACUCCAGGGACGGGAUAUUUGGAAUCUCUCACGGCUCCGAAUGUCACGGUCGAGUACGACUCAAUUGCGCAGGUAGUGGAAAACGGCAUCAAGUUGAAGAAUGGCACGAUCCUGGUGUACGAUGCAAUCAUCUGUGCCACGGGAUUCGAGACCUCGUGGCGUCCACGCUUUCCCAUCAUUGGGCGCGACGGCAUCGAUAUGCGCAAGCAAUGGAAAGACCGCCCGAAGAGUUAUCUGUCCUGCACGGUGGCAAAUUUCCCCAACUACUUUGUUUUCCUUGGACCUAAUUCUCCACUCAGUCACGGUUCAGCAUUGCCCAGUAUAGAGCACUUGACUAAGUAUCUCUUCCAGUUGAUUUACAAGGUUCAGUCCCAGAACUACAAGGCAGUCGAGCCUCUGGAAGAAGCAGUAAACGACUUUAUCGAGCACGCUGACAAAUUCAUGGAGCGGACUGUUUGGGCAGGUAAAUGUCGCUCGUGGAUGAAGGGAGGCAAGAAAGACAGUCCUCCACUUACCCAUCCCGGCAGUCGACUACACUGGUUCCAAAUGCUACAAGAACCGCGUUGGGAGGACUACAAGUGGACUCGACAUUCGCACAAUCGAUUCGCAUAUCUAGGCAAUGGUUGGUGUACGAUGGAUGAAGAAGGCAAAGACAAGGCUUGGUAUAUGAAUGAUCCGGACCAAGGUUUCGAGCGUCUCAUCUACUAG